AUGGUUGACUUCUACAAUGCGGUCAGCAUUCUGUACAGCACCCUGGCGGAGUUCUGCACUGAACGCAGCUGCGAGGUCAUGUCGGCGGGCGGGAAGUUUGAGUACCUGUGGGCCGACGGCGUGAAGUAUAAGAAGCCGGUGCGGCUGUCGGCCCCUGAGUACAUUGACAAGCUCUUUGACUGGGUCGAGGUGCAGCGCGCCCAGCUGCUGUGCCUGGCUUUGGGGUGA
Molecule: messenger RNA, 228 nt
Organism: Monoraphidium neglectum
Lineage: Eukaryota; Viridiplantae; Chlorophyta; Chlorophyceae; Sphaeropleales; Selenastraceae
Exons: 4
Coding region: 1-228 (75 amino acids)
Biological process (GO): signal transduction; positive regulation of protein phosphorylation
Cellular component (GO): cytoplasm; nucleus
Molecular function (GO): protein kinase activator activity
Source: RefSeq, a predicted model, not a curated record